AUGUCAGAUUUUGGCUUUUCUUCGUCUUCAUCUUCGAGUUCUUCGAGUGGAAUGAAUGGCGCACAACGAGCUGAACUGAUGGAUCAAGUUAAAAGUCAGCUGUUAGUCGCAACAUUACAAGAAUUACUUUCGGUAAGAAAUAGAGCCGUCUAGUGGGUACGCUUUAAAUUUACGCUACACGUGCUUUGCGGAACAGCUCCGUACUUUACACUCAUGUUACAUUGUAAGGUUAUAGUCACGAUGUCAUUUUCCCUGAAGGUAUGUUUUAUUAUUCUUGGAUUGUCGUGAGCAUUUUUGUGUUUCAAAGGUGCAUUCUCAGAUUGCCAUCGAAAGAUGACAUAACCUAGGUCUUUUGACUGCUAAGUAUUCCAAAGCACAUGCAAGUUGUGGGUGUAAAACUUUUCAGUAAAAGAAAAAACUGAAUAUUGAAGAAUAUAGCUAAGGAGAAAUAAGUUUCCCUGUAUUCUUUAGUUGCUCUGAAAUAAUAGCACUCUUAAUAUCAGGGCUUAUCCGGGAGAUGUCAAUCUCUAAUUAAGAUCUGAAAUCUGGAGAUGUGGGACAUCACGAAAUAAACGGAAUUGUACACACAUUUUGAUUGGUCCUGACGUACAAUCUGUUGGAGGAAAGAUGUCCAGAUGAAUUAACCAUACACAACUUUAACUUCCUUAUUUUAGAUUCCAUGUUGCUAUGUGGUUGUCCAUUGAUAUAUAAUACAUAACAUCAAAAUGGGGUAAGAACAUGACUGACACAUCCAGGUGUACUUUAUGUGCCACAAGUUGCUCUUACCACAUUUUGACUUCAGUGAUAUAUGUUACAGAACAGACCCACAAUAACAUGGUACCUACAGUGUCUUUGUGCAUUAGAUGGCAUCCACCAACCCUGUAGUUGGUUUACUCUUUCUUACUAAACUGUUUUUUUUUAAUCAGUUUCUAAGAGAAAAUUAUUCCAAUAUUGCAUCCACUCUGGCAAAAAAUUCCAAUCAUUUUAAUAGAAAUGAAAUUUACUUGAUUUGAUUUGCUUUAUUAUUAUUAUUAUUAUUAUUAUUAUUAUUAUUAUUAUUAAAUUUUUUUUAGGGGGGAUCAGGAGAUCUGAUCUAUAUUUUGGAGAGUCUUAGGACAGUCUACACUAUGUAUGCUUCUGUUUUUCAAGGCAACUGGGCAAGUCUUGGGAUAUCAAGACACUAAACAUAUUAUAAUUUUGCAUCUAAUGGCUACCAAAUUUACUUUGGAGGGCUAUUUAUAUCUGAUUUUUGUGUUUGUCUUUUAUUAGAAAAUGUCAGAAAAAUGCUUCAAAAAGUGCAUUUACAAACCAGGAACAAAGCUUGAUAACUCUGAACAAGUAAGGGAAACUAAAUGUUGAGCAUUACAUAACUGAAAUAAUGAUCCUUCAUGAUCCAACUGCAUUAACCCUUAGACAGAAUUUCUCCUUACAAUAUCAAUACAAUAUCAACCAGAUAAGUCAGGGCGUGAAAUUGCGCCUAAUACAGGCGCCAAUGUGACUAAAUUUUUCACUUUGGCAGCUAAAUCCUGAAAAUUAGUCGCCAAAUAACCUUACCAAGAGAUAUAGUGGAUUAAAAAGAAUUGAAGAGACAAAUCCACAGCAAAUUUCCUCGUUAAGUUGUUUCCAAAACUCAGCACAUGCAUCUUGAUCAAUAACUAGACGCCAUCUUGGAUUUAGGUGAGCUUGAAUGUUGUAUAUCAUCCAUCCUAGUGUCCACUUUGUAGCACGUUAAAGAUCUUUUCCCUAACGUAAUUUUGAAGGGUCUAUCAAGAACACUGACAGCAUAACAAAAGGUUUUGUUUGUCUUUGAAAAUGGCAACCAAUUUUUUUUUAAUUGGCUACCACUUUGAAGAAUUUAGGAGCCAAGUGGCCAUCAGAAAAAAAUGUAACUUCACGCCCUGUAAGUGAUGAGAGUAAAGAAAAAUAUCAAUUUGGGGAUAAUUAGUCGAUCCAAUAAUAAAUUCUCUGAACUAACAUUAUAUGAAUUGUAUGGUUGGCAGUAAGGAGAAUUACAAAUUUGAUCUGGGAGUAAAAGGGUUAAGUAGAGUACAAAAAGGUGAGGAUGUGUAUAAGUAUCCCACGAUCUUAGACAGUUGGUUAUUUUGUGCUGUAAAGAAACCUGUUUCACUGGUUGGCUGCAUGUGCUACACUUUUCUAUCUACUUUACUUUUCCAACCUUGUAAGAAAUGCAUAUGAAAUAAAGCAGUUGGAUGAUGAAUAACUCUUUAGUUGUUUUGUGUAUGGUAUUGCUGAGUAUUUUUACUUGUUGUUUGUAUUUUGAUUUGCCCAACUCUUCAAAAUACUCAGCAAUACUACUGUACACACCAAAACAUCUAAUAAGAUAUAUUUAGCAAACAACAUUAGCUCUUAUGAACUAUCAUCAUUUAUGACAUGAGGACAAUAGAUAUAAACAGUCAUAUUUAAAGCAAUAGUUGUAGUUUAGAAAAGUCUGUGAUUAUGGCUUUAAAGUGGUUAAGGGGCUUGACAUCAGUACCCACUAAACUUAAUAACACAGUGUAUUAUUUAUAGCCAUAAUCAUCAUUUAGGACUUAAUGUUUAUCCUAUUAUUUUUACUCAUAGUAUCAUAACUAAUACCAUAUUUUCUUCUUUUACUUCUUCUUCUUGUUAUUACUAUUAUUAUCAUUAUAUUAUAUUUACCAUAUUACAGACAUUCCCUCUCUACAAGGCUUAUUAUUAUUAAUAAGGUCUGAUCUUUUUCAUGUGGAAAUGAGUCAAUCAUUUUUCCCGUAUAUUGCCUUAUUCAAUUUUUUAAGUUCAAGAUUUGUGAGAAAACUGCUGAUUGUAAUUUUUUAAACAUGUAAUUAUGCCAAAAGACCUUUUUUUGGCAAGAGUACAUAGGAUUUGGAUUUUGAUAAAGUAUUAAUGAUAUUAUUCAAAAAAUAAUAUGAAUAUGAUUAUCAUCAUCAUCAUUAUUUUAUUUUUUUUAUUAUUAUUAUUAUUAUAAUUAUUAUCAUCAUGGUUAAUAUUACAGAGUGAGUAGCAUAAAAAGGCUGCAAUACUUACUCCACAUUUGGCACUAUUUGUGCUGGUGCCAUUUACAAAUUUACCAUACACUGAAUCUUAAAUGCUUCCUAAACUGUAUGUCUUAACUAUUAGUAGUGGUUCCAAAACUUUAGAUAAAACAGUAAUGAAGGGAAGCAAGAAAGCAAAAUCCCAUUAUUACUUUAUAUUGCAACCAGGAAGUAAGUGAAAGUUAAAUGGAUCUCUGUUUUUACCUUUCAGAAAUGUAUAUCUUCAUGUAUGGAUCGUUACAUGGAUGCUUGGAAUAUUGUGUCGAAAACCUACCAGGAUAGAUUAAUGAAGGAACAUUCCCUCGCAGGAAAUUUUAAUUAAAAAAAACUUUCCUGGCCUUCUUUACUUGUGCUGAUUUACCUUCAAUUGUUAGUUUUCACCAAACUCAUGAGAUAAAAUAUUGCAUCAACUAAGGCUUUAUUCAUAUUCAAAUUUGAUUAGUCAUCAUUUAACUUUUUUGUGAAGCAUUGCUUACUCAGACUCUGGAAAAACUUUAAGGGGGAGAUAGUUAAUUUUGGUGUUGCUAGUUUAUACACAAAUUUAUAAAUUGUUAUACAAGCUAAAACCAUGUUUGAAUCAAACCAACAGUAUUACAAGAGAUGGUGAAAAUCCCAAACUGUGUCUUCCCUCUCUCUCCCUAGGAUGUAUACUGCCACUUUAAAAAUACAUCAGACUUCAUCCAGGCUUAAUAGGCCAUCGAGUAUAGAUAAUGCUUAUUUAAAGUGCUGUAGGUGUUUACCUCGAUGUAUUUGAGCAAAAGUUUUCUCCAUUCAGCCUUACAUGAAGCUUGCAAAGACAACACCCAUUUCUUAUAGUGUUAGCCUCCUGUAAGAUUUUUGGUCUUGUCUCAGAAUCCUAGACCAAGUGAAGAGCUAACAGAAUGUCUGUAUGAAAAACUAUGUCAUUCUGCCAAGAUGUCAGAUUCUGUUCUGCAAACUUGACUGAAAUUUUUCAAGGAUCAUUACUAACAUACACUGUGUCAAUGUUUCAGUAACCAUAACUCUCUUCAAGUUCUGCGUUCCUGAGAUACUUGCAUUAGCUAGCUGGGAUGGCACAAAUUUUGAUGAGAUUAAGAUGUGUUAAUGAUGUUUAUCUUGUAGUAAUUUACAAUGAAAACCAGUAACAUUGAAAUGUUCCUUCACCAAGCUUGAACCUUCAAGGGUUUUAAACUAAGGUUUUUUGGCAUAAGAGGAGCUAAUUAUUUAGGUAACUAAUGAAUUUCAAAUGUAUGGUAAAAGUGUCAAUUAAAAAGGAGAUCAACGAUCAUAACUAAUUUAACCUGAAUUAUCAUCAUCUGGGCAAUAAUUGAUAGAAAUCUUUUAUUUUUUUGAAAAUUUUCACUUCAAACUAGCAGCACAGUAUCAGUGCACUGCACUGAACAAAAGCAGAGAGAUGUGCACGCAAAUGGUGAACUGACUUAGAGAAGAGUAUUUUGAAAUAC
Messenger RNA from Pocillopora meandrina, 4474 nucleotides. The record is from the annotation of a GenBank genome assembly. Lineage: Eukaryota; Metazoa; Cnidaria; Anthozoa; Scleractinia; Pocilloporidae.